AUGACACAGAUGACAGCUGUUGAUGAUGGAGGACCUCUUCGAGAAUUCUUUCGCCUUCUCAUACUUGAAACUGGAAAUGUUGUUAGCAUCUUUUGUGGAUCAGAAGGAAAGAGAGUUCCAGCACACAAUGUUUUGGCUUUACAGCGAAACGAGUAUUUCUUUGUUGGAAAGUGUAUUGCUUUGUCAAUCACUUACGGUGGACCAGGACCACAUUUCUUCAGUAAAAGUAUUGCAAGAUAUCUGUGCGGAGAGUCGAUUACUAGUCCUGAGCUAGAAGUUCCAGACUAUGAAAUCAGAGAGAAGAUUGAAAAGGUUAGCAAAGUUCAGACAACUGAACAGCUCCGUGUUCUGCUUGACAGUGAGGAAUUAUCAUUUCGCUUUGAAUUUGGUUUUAGUGCUCCCAACCGUGAACUUAAUUUGGAAGACAAAUCAGACAUAGUGAAGAGCCUGAGUUUUCAUUACUUGGUUUAUGCCAAUCGAGCUGAGCUAGAUCAACUUAUGGAUGGACUUCAGCUAAUGCAACAAAACUCCACACUUUUCAGACCACUAUUACAGUUGACAACAAUACCUUUAUUGACCACUUCACAAAUGUUGAAGUUGUUCAAACCUGUCUGGUCUGAACUGGGAUCAAAUAAACGUGAGGAAAAAGAGUCAAUAAUUUUGAAUUAG
This is a messenger RNA of Corticium candelabrum, 669 nucleotides long. RefSeq names its product G2/M phase-specific E3 ubiquitin-protein ligase-like. The record is from RefSeq and is a predicted model, not a curated record. The coding region runs from base 1 to 669 and encodes 222 amino acids. NCBI's taxonomy places the organism in Eukaryota, Metazoa, Porifera, Homoscleromorpha, Homosclerophorida, Plakinidae. Gene Ontology annotation, molecular function: ubiquitin-protein transferase activity. The transcript is spliced from 3 exons.